Penicillium pulvis is the source of this 2279-nucleotide messenger RNA. Its product is annotated as phosphate-sensing transcription factor PHO4. Lineage: Eukaryota; Fungi; Ascomycota; Eurotiomycetes; Eurotiales; Aspergillaceae. The coding region runs from base 22 to 2034 and encodes 670 amino acids. Gene Ontology annotation, molecular function: protein dimerization activity. The transcript is spliced from 3 exons. The record is from RefSeq and is a predicted model, not a curated record.
CCUCCCACCCCAGAAGGCAUCAUGGAGCCACAAUCGGCCAUGCCGUGGCCGGAGCAGCUUCAUGAGAAUCCCCUCAUCUCGCCGGGGGAAGAUGAAUUCUCCAACUUCCUCGAGUUCGACAUGCAUUUCACAGACCUAGAAGGGCACGGACCAGCACAUUCCCAGAUGCAGGAGCAACAUUCAAUGGGACACCCUCCCACCACCUCGGCGCCCUCAACCAUGGCCUCUGACCCCCGAUCACAUCCAUAUGCCACUGCAAUGGAGGGGAUGUCAAUGGACUAUGGUCACCAUGCGACCCAGUCGCAACCCGCCAUGCCCUACACCACCACUCCCAGCAUGACCCCGGGCUUCUGCGCCCAGGAUUCCUCCCACCAGACCAUGCCACAACAGUCGGGCCAGCACUACAUGCAAGGACCCUCGAUGAUCCCUCCGACCCCGAACAGUAUUGAGAUGCAUGGGAACGCCGUCCGAUAUUCACAACGCAUGGACGAAAAUCCGGAGAUGUAUGAUCCUCGAUACUCGCGCGUCGAGGACCAGGCGCUCUACACUCCUCUCGUAUCGCCUGCGAUGACACCGCUGGAAACCCAAUUCCAACUGGACUCGUAUGCGAUUCCCGGGGAAUAUAGCAUCACUCCCCUCACCUCGCCCGCGCUGGAGGCGCAACCACACUCCACCAAUGGCUUUUACCACUCAAGACAGAUGUCGGAUGUCGGCUUCGUAGCCAACGUCGACGGAAAUACACUGCCAGGGACGUCAGCUCCGGGCUCCCCGGGUAUCAUUCGCAAGACCAAUCGCCGACGAACAUCAACCGCCUCCCGUCUUUCGGGACGAAGUAAGGUCAAACAGUCGCCUUCCCUGCGGGCUCAGACCCAGCGAAGGGGAAGGCCGGUCCCGAAUUCGGAUGAAUUCUACAAUAGCCUAUCCCAGGAAUUGAACAAGCCACAGAAUAAUGAUGUCCGCUCGCUCCAGGCCAGCAGCACCGAGGGCUCGGGCCAGGAUUCGGUCUCGCCAGAACCAUUGUCAGAACCAUUGAUGCUACCUCCAGCGCUCCCUUCGUCACGCAAGUCCCCGGCCAUCGCUCCUCAGCCGGCACAGCCUCCCAGUGCCGCAACCCCCGCCACUCUCAUGCGCAUCCAACGUUCCCAACACACCCAGGACCCCUCUGGCCAAUUUAUGGGACGAGCGCAACUGGAGUACCAUGACGAGACCAUGGAGGACAUCACUUUGCCUGAGGCGGUGGCAACCUCGCAGGCCCGUCCUAAGAUGAAUCGCAUUGACACGAGUGUCCGGGCUAGUCCAGCCAUUUCUGCAAACUUGACUCCUUUGCUAGAAGCCAGGUCGGGCUCCGCAAAUGGGUCCGUCCCCAUGAGCCCUCGGACGGCUGCCAUGCCAUCUCCCAGUGGGCCGAUCCCGAAGAGAUCAGACCCAUCCCGGUCUUCCAUCUCCAGUCGGAAACGGCCCAGUGUAUCCUCCACACAUGCUAGUCCGCAACUACGACCGAAGAUUAGCCCUAGUAUCCAGCCUUUGAUGCGGGCCGGCAGUGAAAAUUUCGCGCAAGAUGCACUCUUUGCCUCCAAAUCGAAUUACCAGCAUAUUCUUGAUGGCACUUUGCCCUCGGGUGUUUCAUAUCCAGAGGCCCUGGCCGAAAACCUCAGCUCCAAACGGACCAACCACAAAUUGGCCGAACAGGGCCGGCGAAACCGCAUCAACAGUGCUCUUAAGGAAAUUGAGGCUUUGGUUCCCCCAGACUUUGUUCAAGCUCGAUUAGCCAAGGAGGCUGCAUUGACAGGGACCAAGCCUGGCGACAAGGAAAAAGAUAAAGCGACCAACCAGGCUAUCAGCAAGGCUAGUGCGGUGGAAAUGGCCAUUGACUAUAUCAAGUCCUUGCAAAGGAGCCUCAAGGAGACUAAUGAGAAAUUGGUUGCGACCGAAGCCAAGCUCGCGGGCUUCACCCUUAAUGAUGGGAGCAGCACUCCGACUGCGAGCACAGCGGAGCUGACUAGCAAGAACGAGUCGGAAGACAAGAGUUCAUGACCAGACUGUAUAUUUUAAAAAGACGGGGAUCAGGGGUUGACUUACAUUGUAUAUUUUGGUCGGGAAAAGGAAUCGGAUAACCCUAGGAUCUUUAUCGACAGUCUCGCUAUGUGGAUGCGUAAUGAUCUGUUUUUUUUCCUGCUAUCUUUUUCUGGAUGUGGGUGUGAUAGCGUUGGCGUUGAUGUCUUGUUCUUGCUCGGUGUCUAUUGUGGUUCUAUACGUGGCUCUAUUCCCUUUUUUUUUUU